AGCCAACAAGAGUUACCUCCCUUUAUGCCACUUCCGGAAUCCCCCAUGUGGAGCCGGCGAAAUUGAAAACUUGCUGUUAUAAACUUCUUGGCUUUGUUCACGUGCUCAGACACCAUGAUUUACAUGUUACUAUUUGCAGCAGUGUCAUCUGUUGUCAUUUGUAUUGUAUUAUACAAAUAUCUGAGACCUAAAUUUCCGAUUAAAGUUGAAUGUUGGUUCUGUGAGAAGGUGACUGUGGUUCCCUAUGGAAACAAGAAUUGCUGGGAUUGUCCUGACUGCGAGCAGUACAAUGGAUUUAGAGAGGAUGGCCAUUACAACAAACCCAUUCCAGCCCAGUACAGUGAGAGUAUGAACUAUCCCAUAAACUGCAAAACUGAUGAAUUUAUCAGUAAAGACUCUUUAUUGUGUGAUGAGUGUAAUCAAAAUCAGCUCUUAAAGGUUCGACAGCUAGCUGCUUUUGUACCAUUUAACGAGAACAAGUUUGAUGCCGAGGUUGAAGCAUUUGAGCAGCACCUGGAGCGGGUGUACCGUCUGUGUGACGUCUGUCAGGGGACAAUCAAUAUGGAACUCGAUAAACAGGCUCAUGUGUUAGGAGCAAAUCUCGACCAAGUCGCUGCCAACAUGUCAAAGUCCUCGGAGAAGUCUUUUGAAGAAAAGAUGUCUCCUGCAGGCAAAGUAACUUCACUUCUCCACACAAGCCCUGGUGUUCCGCUGUCAGUUGCCAUGACAACAUUAUCAAGCAUAUGUGCCCUGACGCUUUUUGUGAUACAUUUUCACACCUUGCAGCAACAAUGGCAGACAAAAUGGCUGCCAACAUCAUAUUUCAUCCCUGUUAUUCACUUGGCUCUGAUGAAGAUUGAUAUCCUCGAUGGCGCUGGAAUUCUCACCUGCUUCUUGGCGAAGCUAUUUAUUGGUAAAAAUAGACUACAUGUAAUGGACGCUGUGAACAUCCCACUCUGGAUAUUAACCCUGCUAGUGGAUGGUCAGAUUGGACAGAUUUUGUUUGGUCAAGGGUGGACACCAGUUGUGAGUUGUAUCCACCACAGCCUGAAUACAAUGACUGGAUUCUUAUGUCUGUUGGUCACCAGGACGAGUCGGUCACAACCUAAUAUUAGCAUGAAAAGACUCUCGUUGGAUAAUAGCCGUUCUUCCCGAGGGUCAGAUAGUACCUUGACCGAUAGUAGCCCCCUACGGUCAGUGAGUGAAGCAGCGUAUAGACAGGUAUAUGACCAUCAUAAUAUGUCCAGCCAGAUUCCUCAAAAGACUGACCGACUGGACGAUGCAUUGUCAGACCUGGGGUCAUUCUCCAUUGGAACAGCCAGCUUGAAAAGAUCACCUUCUGGUUUAUUUGGCUAUUCUUCAUUUACGACCGGUCAACCAGUCUCCAAGACCGGAUUCUCCUUUGGCCAAGCCUUACAGGAAAGACACAGUCGUCCACUCAUUAGUCCAGCCAAACUGCAAGUCAAUCACACUGGGGCUUGGACCAGUCAGAACAGAGCUGAUAACCCUUUCUUACAAGUCAAAAGAGAAACCUCAAUGUUCAAAGUUGAUAGCAGGACUACAAAUUUUUCCUUGGGACACACCAACCCAACUCAAAACAUAUUUUCAGACAAGACAUCCAUUUUCAAUGACAAUACAUCAUUCAAGGGAGACAAUCCUGGCACAUUUGACGAGAAAGGUUCGUGCUUCAGUGGAAAUUUCAAUACACCAAUUUCAAAAUCGCAUUUUUAUGACAAUGGAACAACAGUGAGUGGUCGCUUCUCUUCCUGUAAUGAAUCUGUUGGAAAAAGUUGGAGUGUACGUAACCAUGCCAUCAACAAAAUGGAAGAAUUCCAGGACAUGGAUAAUCGGUCGACAGCCUCCUCAAUGUGUCCAGUGGACAGUACAACACAAUCAGAAACUAAGGCCAAAGCUUUCUGGAGGUCCCCAGGAUUCAUCGGUUUUGUGCUGGGUGCUAGUUUUGUGGUAAACAUUUUCCUAUCCUACAACAGCUGGAGUAAGUUGUCAUGAUGAUGGGCGACAGCCAUGAUGCUUUGUAGUUCAGUUUACACCAAACCAGAACAUAUAACUAUGGUUUUCUGAAGUACAUGUAUAUAUACUUAAAACAGAAAUCUGUAGGAGUGAAAAGUUUGGUGAAAAACGGAAAUCCGUAGAAGUGAAAAGCAUGGUGAAAAACAGAGAUCUGUAGGAGUGAAAAGCAUGGCGAGACAAAAUCUGAAAUACCAUCUUGUCAAACAGUGGGCUUCAACUCCUAGUUUUGUUGGAAGAAGAGGAUGAAUUUUCCAUCAUUUCUGUACUGAAGCAGUCUGCGACGUUAGCCACUAGUCCUAUGCCCAUGACUAGUACUUUUUGGUUCGGACUAGUGGAAAAUCCUUGAAUCUCAAUAUAUUUGCUGUAAUAAACACUGCAUUUUGCUUGUCCGGACUAGUGCUUGAAAAUGUCAAUGUCACAGACUGCUGAAGACAUUAAUGAACAAGUGAAUAUUUUGUUGGUAUAAAUGAUCAAAUUGUGUGUGUCGGAGGCAAAAGGAAAGUUUUGUAUCAUUUUGUGGAACAAAUUGCGUGCAAGUCAGUGUGAAUAUUUUGUAUCAUUUUGUAGAUAUAAAUGAACAAUUUGUGUGUGAGAGGAAAAAUGAGAGUUUUGUAUCAUUUUGUGGAUGGAAAUGAACAAGUUGUGUGUGAGAGGCAAAAUACAAGUCUUGUGCAUUGUAUCAUUAUAAAAGAUUAUGUUUGUGAGUGGUGAUAUUACAGGACAUUGUGGGUUGACAUCCAGAAGCUAAAACAGAGAUGACAGGGAGGUACAUGUAGCGUUAUAUUGACAAUGUAAAAUAUUGAACUGUGUGCGAAAUUUAAAUAUUACACGAGUGUAUCAUAUUUUAUAUUUGUAAACAAAAACAAUGGUCACUGCAGAUUGGUUACACACAUAUAUUUAUAUUUUUGAUAAAAUUCUUGUAAUAUGGUUGAAUAUUAAACUUCUUUUUAUAUGAAAUUUAUUAUCACCAAGAUAUACAUUGUUUGAAAUUGUGACCAAAUAUUGUAUGUAUGCUGAUUUAUAGGGCAAGUUUAUACCAUAUACUUUUGUAAUCAUACAGAGAAAAUGAGAUCCAACGUACGGUGUAGGUAGAUCUAUAUGUCCGGUAGUCUCCCUAGGAUGGAUUCCAAAUGGAAUACACUAGUCCGGUACAUAAAAAGUGUGUAAACAAUAAGUAAAGAUGACCAGUCAUCUUUACUUAUUAUUUUGUAAUCAUAGUUUAUGAUAUCAGUAUUACCAGAGUACAAAUCUGCAGAGAUUUUGAGGUUUUUCAACAGAACAUUUCAUCAUUUCAACUGCAGAACAGUGAUUGCUUAAUAAUCAAUACGGUAGUUUAAUUAUAUUUAUUUAUAAACUAUUUCCACAAUCCUGUAAAACCCAAAGUAAAGCAAUUUUUUUUUUUGAAAAUAGCUACAUUAACUAAAUAAGAUAUUGAGAGCGUCGGAGUUGAAUCAUGUGCAAGAUGUUCUGUCUAACCAACAUUCAACCAAAAUAAUAGGAAGAUACUGCUAGCAUGUUAUUUAAUGUAAGAUAUGUUAAUUGUGAUAGAAACAGUGCAGUAUUGUAAAGGGAUACAGUGCAAGUUUAUGUUAGAAAUAGCAUGUUGAUUAUAAUAUGUAAAACAGUGGUGCGAGUCAUUGUUUUUAUAGUGCAAUAGGUUGUAUAUUGACAAAUAUAUCGUGGAUAUUGUGAUGUAUUAUUUAUUUUGUAUCGUCUAUGAUGUGAAAUGUUGUCAUGAUAUUUAUGACCAUUCCCCCAACAACGAAGUUAUGCCAUAGCUUGAUGUGUUUUCAAGUUACUUUGUGUACAGUCAACAGUAUUAUCACUUGGCUAGUGUAAAUCUCAUUUCUCCUUUACUUUAAAACAUGUGUGUGUAUAUUCCUUAAAAUAGGUAUCUAGGAUGAGCCUGAAGAGUGUUAAAAGGAAAAAAAUUGUAAAAUUGUAUCUUGGAAAAUUUUGUAAAGUUAGUUUUACCAGAAAUGAUUGAUCAAUGUAAAAUUGUUAUUUAAAUUGUGAUUGUCCUUAUCACAUUUAAACAACUGCCAUCAGAUGUUAAACACACUUUAAGCUAAUGCUAAUAAUUCCAAAUUCUUAAAUAAACAUAGACUAUUAAUAGUAACUAUUUUAGCGAGUUCCAGAGCCACUUGUGCAUCUGUAUAAUUUGUGAAUACACUGUAUAUGUAGUUGUAUGUUAACUUCAGUUUUCGUUGUCAAAUCAUGAAUUUUUUUGUCCUUUCAUUUUCUACUUUUCACGUGAAAUAAAGGUUGUUUUUGUAAUAUG
Molecule: messenger RNA, 4312 nt
Organism: Pecten maximus
Lineage: Eukaryota; Metazoa; Mollusca; Bivalvia; Pectinida; Pectinidae
Product: transmembrane protein 201-like
Exons: 10
Coding region: 115-2010 (631 amino acids)
Biological process (GO): nuclear migration along microtubule
Cellular component (GO): nuclear membrane
Molecular function (GO): actin filament binding; lamin binding
Source: RefSeq, a predicted model, not a curated record